Molecule: messenger RNA, 955 nt
Organism: Budorcas taxicolor (takin)
Lineage: Eukaryota; Metazoa; Chordata; Mammalia; Artiodactyla; Bovidae
Gene: APH1B
Product: aph-1 homolog B, gamma-secretase subunit
Exons: 6
Coding region: 10-783 (257 amino acids)
Biological process (GO): Notch receptor processing; positive regulation of catalytic activity; protein processing
Cellular component (GO): endoplasmic reticulum; gamma-secretase complex; membrane
Molecular function (GO): protein-macromolecule adaptor activity
Source: RefSeq, a predicted model, not a curated record
GCGGUCGCCAUGACGGCGGCCGUGUUCUUCGGCUGCGCCUUCAUUGCCUUCGGGCCUGCGCUCGCCCUCUACAUCUUCACCAUCGUCACCGAGCCGUUACGCAUCAUCUUUCUCAUCAUUGGAGCUUUCUUCUGGUUGGUGUCUCUGCUGUUUUCUUCCCUCAUUUGGUUCACGACAGCAACCCUUAUUGGUAACAAAGAUGAACCAAGAGAGAAAUAUUUGCUGAUUUUUGGAGUGUUAAUCUCAGUCCUUAUCCAAGAAAUGUUCCGGUUUGCAUAUUAUAAACUUUUAAAGAAAGCCAGUGAGGGUUUGAAGAUUAUAAACCCAUAUGAGAAAGCACCCUCUAUGAGAUUGCUGGCUUAUGUUUCUGGCCUCGGCUUUGGAAUCAUGAGUGGCGUAUUUUCCUUUGUAAAUACCCUGUCUGACUCCUUGGGACCAGGCACGGUGGGCAUUCAUGGAGACCCUCCCCAGUUCUUCCUAAAUUCAGCUUUCAUGACGCUGGUGAUCACACUGCUGCACGUGUUCUGGGGCAUCGUGUUUUUCGAUGGCUGUGAGAAAAAGAAGUGGUACACCCUUCUUGUAGUGCUUCUCUCCCAUCUGCUGGUGUCAGCCCUGACCUUAAUCAGUCCUCACUAUGGAUUAAAUCUGGUGUUGGCAUAUAUCAUCAUGGUGCUCAUGGGCGUCUGGGCCUUCUUUGUUUCUGGAGGCAGCUGCCGAAGCCUGAAACUCUGCUUGCUCUGCCAAGAUAAGGACUUCCUCCUCUUCAACCAGCGUGCCAGAUAACCUCCGAGAACUAGCACUUCUCAAACAGUAAGCUGCCUCAUUAGAGGAAGCACAACUGUGCCUUUUUCUAAACAUCCCUUUUCCUGGUGGAAUUUAGAAGAAACCGAACUAUUUAGACACGACUUGACAUUCAUGCAGCAGCUUUCUGAAAGGGAUACAUCUGUGGUGUGCA